This is a messenger RNA of Salarias fasciatus (jewelled blenny), 720 nucleotides long. It is a transcript of the gene rrp15, whose product is annotated as ribosomal RNA processing 15 homolog. Gene Ontology annotation, cellular component: preribosome, large subunit precursor. Lineage: Eukaryota; Metazoa; Chordata; Actinopteri; Blenniiformes; Blenniidae. The transcript has 5 exons. Gene Ontology annotation, biological process: maturation of 5.8S rRNA; maturation of LSU-rRNA. The coding region runs from base 1 to 720 and encodes 239 amino acids. The record is from RefSeq and is a predicted model, not a curated record.
AUGGCUGCGGAGGGAACACGUGAACCGUCUUCUGGAGACGAGGACGAAGUCCCUCAGUUUGAGGACGCCAGCGACUCUGAUGGAGGGAGUGUGGAAGAGGAGGGGAGUGACGGAGGAGGGAGUGAUGGGGACGAGGAGAAGGAGGAGGAGGGGGAAGAGGCCGGAGAGGAGGGCAACGCAGACUCGGGCUGGGCCGACGCCAUGGCCAAGAUCCUGGGGAAGAAGACGGAGCAGAACAAGAGCAGCAUCCUGGUGAAGAACAAAGAACUGGACAAGAUCAAGGAGAAGGAGAGGCAGGAGCAGCUGGAGAGGAAGAAGCAGGUGGAGAAGAAACACGCCUGGGAGACGAUGUGCAGGGAGAAACCCAACGUGGUCAACGACCGAGAGCGGGAGAAGGCUCUGCAGAGGAUCGCCACCAGAGGAGUGGUGCAGCUCUUCAACGCCGUUAAGAAGCACCAGAAGACCAUGGACGACAAGCUGAAGGAGGUGGGCGGCUCCGAGAGGAAGAAGGCCAAGAUCCUGACGUCCGUGUCCAAGAAGGACUUCAUCGACGUGCUGAGGGGGGAGGAGGGGGGCGGCCGGGGCGCCGGCAGGGCCGACAAGCAGCCGCCUGCAGCCGAGGAGAAGCCGGCCUGGAGCGUCCUGAGAGACGACUUCAUGAUGGGCGCCACCAUGAAGGACUGGGACAAAGAGAGCGGGGGCGAGGAGCAGGAGGCGUGA